CUGGCCUGCCAAUUCUUGGAAUCCCGUCAGUCAUCUCGUCGUCGGCUCUUCGCCUCUUCUAGGGCUUCGAUCUCUGCUCAUCCUCAUUGCCGAUAUCAGUUCCCCGGUUUGUGGAGUGGGAAUUUCGGAUGGCGUCCCUCUUUAAGGAUCCGAGUAAGCUAUCCGCGUACAGGGAUCGAAGGUUUCCUGGGACGCAGGAAGAGUUCGAUGAGGCACUACAAAACUCGACUACUGUUUAUAUUGGGAACAUGUCGUUUUACACGACCGAGGAGCAAGUUUACGAGCUCUUCUCUCGUGCCGGAGAGAUAAGAAAGAUAAUUAUGGGUUUGGAUAAGAACAGCAAAACCCCUUGUGGCUUCUGCUUUGUACUCUUCUAUUCUAGAGAAGAUGCUGAAGAUGCUGUUAAAUAUAUUAGUGGAACAAUUCUGGAUGAUCGUCCCAUUAGAGUUGACUUUGAUUGGGGGUUUCAAGAGGGCAGGCAGUGGGGGCGUGGAAAGAGUGGUGGACAAGUCCGGGAUGAAUAUCGCACUGAUUAUGAUCCAGGCAGAGGUGGUUACGGUAAACUAGUCCAAAAAGAGUUGGAGGCCCAGAGGCAGUUAGUGGAUUAUGGUGCGGGAUCAUUAGGUUCAUUUCCACCUGUAUUGCCACCUAACUUUGGUAGGCAUGGUGGGCAUUAUGGUCAUGGUGCUUCUCACCGACAUGGCAGGGAUUACCCCCGUAAGAGACAAAGAGAAGAUGACCGUCGGGGUCCGGAGUUCCCGAGGAGAAAGUCGGACUAUGUAUAUCGAAGAAAUCCAGACAAUGAGUCCAGACCUGAAAAAAAUCCACGAUUUCGUGAGAGCGGUGAUUCUGAUGAGGACGAGGAGGAUGAUAGUAAGCAGCAAUCUUAGAGGCAGUUUCAUUCAUGAUCGUAUAAGAAGUUUAUCAGAAGGUCUUUAUGCUUUGCUUUGCUUUUAGUCGGAGGGGUGUGUGGCAUUGUUCAACUGCUGUACAAAGCAGGCAGCAGCAGCAGCAGUUGGUUCAAUAUCUGCCAUUGUGUCCAUGUCUUUUUCUUUUAAUCGAAUGAAUAUAUGCCAUCCCCAUCCCCAUGUAUAUCAUAUGAUAUCAUAUCCCAUCGGAGUGUGAGUGUGAGUGUGAGUGUGAGUGUGAGUGUGAGUGUGAGUGUGUCUGUGACCUGACCUGACCUGACCAGCCGGACAAUUAUAUGAUCUGUUAGAGCGAACCGGACCAACUGGGAGUUCGUUUUAUCAUCGUCCAUCAGCAGCAUCUUUCAACUGCCAUUUUGUUUGUACGUCUUGCCUUAACUUGCCUUGUUAGAUUAGUUGCUACUAUACUAGUUGUUAAUGAAUGAACUAACUGCUGCGAUGUAGCCUGCUGUUUGUGUGAUGUGAAUGACUCAGCGCAACUGUGAUAUAUACAUGACUGACACAUACGCACUGACAA
This is a messenger RNA of Andrographis paniculata, 1443 nucleotides long. RefSeq names its product nuclear cap-binding protein subunit 2. Gene Ontology annotation, molecular function: RNA cap binding. NCBI's taxonomy places the organism in Eukaryota, Viridiplantae, Streptophyta, Magnoliopsida, Lamiales, Acanthaceae. Gene Ontology annotation, cellular component: nuclear cap binding complex. The record is from RefSeq and is a predicted model, not a curated record. Gene Ontology annotation, biological process: mRNA cis splicing, via spliceosome. The transcript has 8 exons. The coding region runs from base 129 to 890 and encodes 253 amino acids.